AAAACAAAUCGAAGAUGAGAUGGGAAUGAAUGUUGCGGAAAAGUUAGAAUUAUUUGAUGAUCUACGCCAUGUUCCAGUUUAUGUACUGAUAAAUAGCGAUAAUAGCGAAUCAUACAAUCCGAUAUCUAAAGAUGAAAUUGAUCGGAUCAAUUAUUUACAAAAAUGCCGUCUUCAACUACAAAUCGAAUUUAACAAUAUUGUUGUAUGCAGAACAUCGUACAGAUCGCUUGACGACAACUUUCAGGCUUAUUUUGGACAAAUUUAUAAUUUACAGGUGCAAGAAAUACCUGAAUCCAUAACAAUAACAAUUUUUGAGAAAAUACCAAAAACAGAAGCUCGUAAAAUUGCGAUUGUUGGUUUACCUCUACCAGAUGAAGAUAAUAUUACGGAUGAACGAAAUAUUGUGGAACCAGUGCAGUUCGCCAGUGAUUUAAUCAUAAAUGGAAUGUAUUCGAGUCUUGGUUCUGGUAAUCAAAGGCCAUGUAUAUCCGGUGAGCUAUAUUGUAAUGCCUCAUGGGCUAAACAAGGUACAUUUGUAACAAGCAAAUAUCAACGAUCUCCAAUAUUUACGUUACAACAACAGCAAUCACUCACCGAUACUGAUAAUUUUGAUUUGAUACGUAAGGAAGUUCGGCUAUGUUCUGAUGAAGAAUUUGAUAAUGAUAUAAGAUUUAAAGCGUUACAAAUGCGGAAUGAACAAAAAACAGGUGUUAAGAAAUUACUUCCAUUGUUGAAUUCAGAAAUUGAAAGUCAUAUGAUAGCACCAAAUCGCGCAAUAAAUCAAUCUAAUUACAAAACAAAAAUUGAUCGAUAUCGAAAUAUUGGAAAUCAAUAUGCUCUUAUGAUACGGAAUCGCUUUCAUGAACAAGCGAUAUGUGAACAAAGUAUAAUGAUGAAGGAUUUUAUACAUGAAGAACCACUUCCGGAAUUAUUCGGAAUAUUUCGUGCUUUAUCAAUUAGUUCUACUGAAAUGUCACGAAAACUGAAACCACUAAGGCAAACAACAAUUAACCGAAAGGUAAUGAGUGAUAUGGAAUAUUAUCUUAUCAUCAAUAUUCACUCAGCGAUAAAUCUUCCGGAACCUGAACGAGGAAAGUUACUAUCGUAUGUUGAAGUUUCAUUCCAGGAUUCAGUAGCGCAAACAUCAAUAUCUAAUGGACAAAAUCCUUAUUGGAAGCAAACUCUCGAAUUAAAAUUAAAUCGUCUUCAUACAGCUAAUAAUGAUUUUAGCACAAUUACAGAUUCCAUAAAAAUUGCAGUUUACGACCAGCUGAUCACUAAACUUGAUGCUGACGAUCGUGAACCUAAUUCAGUACAUGAGCAGUUAGAACGGCGAUGGUUAGGCUCUAUUUUUAUACCUCUGACAACUGUUUACUUCAGUGGCAAAAUAAAUGGAUGUUUACGUCUCCAAACACCACUAUUUCUUAGCUCAUACAGGAUUGAUAAUCAGCCAGCAUAUCUGAAAUUACUGAUAGCUUUUAGACCAGAUAUAUGUUUACCACAAAUUGCUGACAUCAAAUAUUCGAACGUUGAUGAGAGUAGCGUUAUACAAAAAAAAUCAUUAAAAUGGGAGCAAAAUGCUAGGAAUCAAUUCCCACAUCGUCGUUAUAUUAGUAUUGUACAAAGUACUACUGGCAAACGAAUAUUAGCAUGCAGAUUCAUCCGACCAAUUAAACCACCGGUAAACUUAUCAGCUUCAUCAUUGCAAGCCUUAACCUUAGCGCAUACUGCAUGUCACAUGAUUUCCUGCAUACCGUUUAUUCCUGAUCUGGUGCUCUCUGCAAGAUCCUGUGAUGUUUGGACUACCGCUGAGCGGUUUCUAUUAAUCGGUUGUGGAGUUAUGGAUGAGCAUGCCAUAUUGUUGUGUUGCUGGUUAUUAUAUCUUGGUAUAAAAUCGUAUGUGCUGUUUGGAAAAUCGCUACCGGAAGGCUCCAGAGCAGCCUAUGUAAUGGCAAUAGUUCCAGAUGGUACACUAAUUUUAAAUCCAUCCGAUGGUAACUGUUAUAAACUAAAUGAUCCUUUCUGUCCUAUCAUAUCUGUUGGUACUAUUGCUUGUGUCGGAAAUUUAUAUGGAAACAUUCAAAAACAUGAACAUCCAUCUCAAAUGCAAUUUGAUCUAAGCAAACGCAGCCAAUGGUUACCACUAUUUAGCAGUGACCAAACUGAAUUGGAAUCGGUGCAGCCGGAACAGAUUACUUAUUUUGAUACAGAAAAUGAUGCAUUGCUACAGCUUCGAUCUAAUCUGGAGCGUGAAAUUCGCUUAAAAUUUGAUCAAAGUCGUCUAUAUGGAAUCCCACAUUGGAAUCUAUUGGUUACUAGGAAACUACGUGAGAUUUUAUCUCAGCUAGAAAAUACGAAUAACAACGAACAGAUAAAAGAUGACUUAUUACAACUACAUAAUUUAUAUCAAGCAAAUGUCGUUGCUUUCAAUCAUCGAUACAGUACAGCUGAUGAAAUCAUAGAAAGAGUAUUAAUGCUUAAGAUACAUGAGAAUACUGAUCAAAAUGUUCAAUUUGCAUUAGCCAUUCAUCUGCAAUCAUUUGUUAACAAUAUUUUAUCAUGUUCUAUUGCUGUUGCUGCAUUGAAAUCAUUGAUAAAAUGA
This is a messenger RNA of Cercopithifilaria johnstoni, 2602 nucleotides long. NCBI's taxonomy places the organism in Eukaryota, Metazoa, Nematoda, Chromadorea, Rhabditida, Onchocercidae. The record is from the annotation of a GenBank genome assembly.